Molecule: messenger RNA, 306 nt
Organism: Acanthamoeba castellanii str. Neff
Lineage: Eukaryota; Discosea; Longamoebia; Acanthamoebidae
Product: selenophosphate synthetase
Exons: 2
Coding region: 1-306 (101 amino acids)
Biological process (GO): L-selenocysteine biosynthetic process
Cellular component (GO): cytoplasm
Molecular function (GO): ATP binding; selenide, water dikinase activity
Source: RefSeq, a predicted model, not a curated record
AUGGACCCCACUGACCACAACAUCAUGCUCAUGCAGAUGAUGAAGGGAUUCAGCAACACAGCACAGGAAGCAGGAACACAGGUGACCAGAGGCCAGACCAUGAUCAAUGCCUGGCCAUUGAUUGGUGAUGCUGCUGAAGGUGAUGUGGUGGUACUCACUAAGCCACUGGGCAUUCAGCUGGACAUCAACCUCAAUGAGUGGAUUCACAAUCUGGAGGUGCUCAACAGCCAUCUGGCAUGGAUUGUUGGCCACAUCAUCACCAGCUCCAACACCACCCAUAUUGUCAAUGACUUCACCAUCAUUUAA